Lymnaea stagnalis (great pond snail) is the source of this 13672-nucleotide messenger RNA. Lineage: Eukaryota; Metazoa; Mollusca; Gastropoda; Lymnaeidae. The record is from the annotation of a GenBank genome assembly.
GUUUGAGAAUACUGCUGCGAGAUUCCAGCUACCAAAAACAGUUCUUUACAUUGGAUGGUCUCAAGUCUCUAUCAGAGGUUGUUAAUUUUUAAUAUAAUUGAACAUGUUUUUUUAAACUUUAAAAUUACCACUGAUUAUGUGCAGCAGGAACUAUUUACUUGCCUGUUCUCCUAAUUGUUGAUUCGUUUAUUCUAUGUUUUAAAAAUCUUUUAUAUUACAGUAUUUCCAAAAAAUCACAGAAGAAUAUUUGUACAGCAGAGAUGGCCCAUUUUUAGCUGAUAUUCUCAAAGAGAUGACAAGUAAGAAAUACCUAAUUGCAAUAUACCCAUGGCUAAUUAUUAUACCUAUUAUAUACAAUGAUAUUGAACUGAAAGCUUUUCUUUGUUCAGUUAUCUCUACAAAUAUAAAAUAGAAAGUUUGUAGGCUUGAUAAUAUUAACCCACUUCUUUGUAUGGUUCUGAUUUGAAAUUUUAAAGAAUGUAAAGAGUGUCAUAUUAUGGAAAAAUCUAAAAUGCAAAAAAACGUUCACCAGAAAGGAGAUUCAAUUUUCGGAAACAGUGAAUCAACGGUAUAGCAAAGCCUUAAAAGCAUAUCCCAGUUUGAGUUAUCAUUGGUUAUAGUUCGUAAUUACAAAAUAGUUGUAGUCAUGGUUUUUAAAAAUUAAGUACAUUAAAAAAAUUAGUAAUUGUUUUAACUAAUAAAACAUUUCUCACAUAAAUAUUGUGUCAAAUCUGAAAAUUAUUACUAUGCACAUAACCCAGGAGGUACGGAAUGGAGAGAGAGUCAACAACACUUCAUUGUGCAUAAACACACAAAAAAAAUGUUAUAACAGAGGUAUAUUGAAUUAACUUGUCAACCACUAGAGCAGUGCUCUCCAAACUUUUCAUGUCUGUGACACACUUUUUAGAUGUACAUAAUUUCACUGCACAGUGAGCUGGUUUGACCACUCAAAGAAAUAUAAAUAACAAGAGACAUCUGUACAUCCAGAAUGGACGUGUCCAACUGGGUUAGGGUCCCUGGGCCACAUUGAAAGAAGACGAGUUGUUUUGGGACACACAUAAAAUACAUUAACACUAAUGAUGGCCGAUGAGCAAAAAAUAUAAUAUAAUAGUUAUAAUAUAAUAUUGAAUAUAAUAGUUAACAUAUUCAAGUGAUUAGAACUUCAUUAAAAUGUAAUUUGCACCAAUUUUUUCAAAAAACUGAUUUUCAGUGGGUUCAUUUAAAUUUUUAAAAAAAUUUGUGAAUAUUGAUGAUGCUUAUUUUUCCAUAACACAACUACAUCCCACAGGUGACACACCAGUGUGUCCCAACACACAGUUUGGAAAGCACUGUGUAUUAUAUUCAUGCUCUUUUACUAACCUUACAUGUAUCACAUACAUUUACUUGUUUUAAAUUGUCAUGAAAGAUUUAAAGUGGGAAAAAAAAAGAAUUUUUAUAAGCAAUUGUUAUAUGACUUAAUUAGUUGAGCAUUUGAUUCCAGUGUCACUUUUGUUUUGAUUUACUUGAUAGAUAUCUUCCAGAAAUUGUCAGCUUCUGUUGACAGGUGUGAACAAAUUGUUGCAUGUGAAGCUCAUAGAGUGAGUUAACAAUUACAAUGAAGUUUAUUAAUGUUUAAAACAAAAAAAUUUAUGACAAUCUGUUAUAUAAUUUGUUUAUGAUUAGACUAGAUUAAUUGCAUUAUUUUUCAUAAAUAAAUUGCACCCAUUUUUAUAAUAAUAUCCCCAUCGUUAACUUAAUGAUGUAUUAAAUUGAAGCUUUUUUAAUAAUAAUUUUAUUACAACACUAAGUUAAUAUGAGAAAUGAAUGACAUCUUCAAUAUCUUUGAAAAGCUUAAAAUGUGUUGAUUAUUUUGACUAACCCACAAUUUGUAAUAAUUAAUCUAUAAAGUAGAUGUGCAGCAGUUUGCAAACUUGUCUGAUUUCUUGACUAAUUCCAUUCUCAGCCUCUUGUCAGAUUAUUAACAGCUACAGAUGUUCUGGUCCUACAUUGUUCAUUGUAUGCUCUCAUAGGACUUGCUCAAAGGUUAUAAUAAUACUUUAUUGUUAAUUUAUGCUUAAAAUACAUAACAAAUCAGAACUCCAGGUUAUAUUUAACCAACAAGGGCUUGUGCCCAUGACAAUACCUAGUGUCAGAACCAAUCAUUAAAUCUAAUAAUUUUGAAAGUAAGCAUGGAUUAAACUUGUAUUUAACCAAGGCUUAUCAAUCUGCAUUACUCUUUUUUUUUUUUUUUGAGCUCUCCAGGAGAUUUGUGAGCAGUUCUUGGCAUUAACUUGGCAUUGGGCCAUAAUUAUAAAUCAUAUGUUAAGUCUGACCAUACAACUUCUUUUUGCCACCAGCUUGGAAUGUUAUAGUCAAAAAGAAAAGACCUAGAUCCAAAAUAGGAGUAUAUCAUAAUCAUAUAUUAUCUUAAUGAACUUAUUAUAAAAAAAUUAGGAAAUAAAAGACUCCAAAAGUGAAGUAAGAGCUCCAGCAAUUCAAAAUUAUCAAUAUUAUACAAUAUGCUAUUUCAAGUUGCUUUUCGUAGGCUAUAACUUCAAAGUAAAACAUCAGUUUUAGUCAAAUAAUUUUUAUAAUUUAUUUAUUUAUUAAUUAGGCCUUUUUAUAUAGCGCUUACCUUAAAGCUCUAAGCGCUUUACAAUUAUUAAAAACAUGUAAACUAAGUAAAAUAAAAAUGAGACACUAGGAUAGUAACUACUAUUGAUUACAAUUUUGGUUUAGAACUUUUAUCUUUCAAUGGUUUUGUGUCAUAAUAGAACUCUUUUAUCACUUUUAAACAAAUAUGUUCAUAUAUAUUUAUUCAGUGUAGGACCAAGAUUAAGAAUUGGGGAACUGAAUGCUGUGGAAAUGCUGCUAAGAAUAAUUCAGGAAUAUGACACCAUCUCUAAAAAGUUAGUAAUUACUUUAAAAAAAAAUAAUUGAGGUAUUGUUUCUUUUGACAUGUCAACAAAAAGCAACACAUUUUUUUGUAAUUGAGCUUAUGCAUGCAUACAUUUUGUAUUGCUAAUAUAUGUUAUACAUUCAAUUUCUGUAAUAAAAUUUAUUGAAAUUAUGAUACUUCACAUCAUUAAUUUGUAAAAAAAAAAAAUUAAUAUCUUUUAGACUUGCUGCAAAUCUGCUGAGACUUUUAUGUGCAGACCCACAAGCCAGGGAGCAGGUUAAAAUGGAAGAUGGUGUUCCUCUUCUCAUCAGGUAUCAUUAUUUAAAAAAAUCUUUAAGAAAAACACAUUUUACUACACAUUAAUUUGAUGUACCUUAUUUAAAUAAGUAUAUGUGUACCAAUCCCAGAUGUGUUAGUGUGCAUUGUAGAAAAUGUUUUCAACUUUGCAGCCAACUACACAGUGACAAUGUGAGUCUUCUGUGGCAUAUAGUGUGGUGUUUAGUGCUUCUAUGUGAGGAUGCUGAUUGUCGAGAUGAAAUCAGGCAGAUGGGAGGGAUUCCUUUAAUACUUUCAUUACUACAGUAAGUUUGUUUAAAAGUAUUAAUGCACUUGCAUCAGUACAUUACUAUGUAGUUUUUAUUCUGAGCAGCUUGAACAUCUUGGUAUUUAUUCUUAGUUUUUUUGUUUUUUUUAAGAGGACAAAGUCUUAACUAGAGCUAACAUGAUCUUAAAGCCAUUAUUGAAUGUUUUUAGAUCCAUAUUUAUACCUGUCCUUACAGUGAAAGGAAGUUUGUAAGUGAGAGGACAGAUGUCAGUAAACAUGUCUUGGCCAGUGCUGGAACUCAAAGGAAACAUGUUUCCAAUGAAGAACAUGUAAGACAGCGUUUACAGUAUUGGAGUUUCAUUUCAAAUAAAAGUAGAUAAUAUUUACUUACGAGACCAAUAAAACAACUUUAUUGGUUUUAGCAUGGGAAUCUUGUACCAAAGUCUCACUAUUCUUAGCUUGAAUAUUGAUCUUUAUAUCUGUACCUUGAUGCAUGUGUCAAUUUAGAAUAGCUUGUUCCAGUAGAUAAGAUAAGAUUUGAAGGCUUUAUUUGUAUGAUUCAUGUAAUAGACUUUUAGCUUAGUGUAUUUUAUAAUUAAUAAUGAAAGCUGUCCAAUCAUAUUGAAUCAAAUGAAUCUAAGAUUGUUACAAAUACUUUACUUAAUAUUACUGAUUUUUUUUAAUUCCAGGAGGAGUUUUUCGAACAUCAGUUUUCUUUAAAGAAAGGUAGUCUCGUAUUUCUAGAUAAAAAGUGUGAUUUUCUUUUUUUAAGUAAUUUAUUGUGGCUCUGGCACAUUUAAUGGGUACUCUUAUAUAACCCUCAUUUGGAUACAUCCCUAAUUAAUAAUAAUUAUAUUUAAGAAUUAUUUUUAAAUCGGUAGAUUACAUUACAUCUUUAUAUGGAUAUGCUAUAUGUGUAAUUAUCUUCUAUCUCAAGCAUGCUGUGCUGCCCUUACAGAGCUGGUAUUAAAUGAUACAAAUGCACAACAGAUAGUUCAGGCUAAUGGCCUCUAUUCCCUUGGCCUGCUUAUACUUCCACAGGAUGUCACUUUAGAAAAGGAAAAGAAAAGAUCAGCUAAAUUGCAGGUAUUUCAAACUUCCUUUUUAUUGCUCAGCAUAUAUUUUUAUUUGUCCAUUUUAUAUUUUUAUCAUGUGGUUAUUUUUUUUCUCACCAUAUUCUUUUGAAUUAGUUUUUUGUCAUUCUCUCACCUCUAACCUUAUGUCCCCAGCAAAAUGCCUUUCGAGCUCUUCGUUUCUUAUUUAGCAUGGAGAGGAAUCGCCGUCUAUUUAAACAGUUAUUUCCACCUGAGCUGUUUGAAAUGUUUAUUGAUGUCGGCCAUUACAAUAGAGAACUCAGUGCAUACAAACCUUUGGCCGACAAGAUAAAUAGUCUUCCGGUAAGUAAAAUAAUUAUUUUACUUCUUUUUAUAAAUAACAGAUUAUAAAUUGCAACUAUCAUAGAAAAUCGCUACUAUGCGAUUAAUAGUAUUCUGGUUAGUAAAAUUAUUAUAUUAUUCCUUUUUAUCAAUGACAGAUUAUAAAUUUCAACUAUUAUAGAAAAUUGCUAACGUGCAACUGUAAAUAUCCACUGGAAUUCUCUUGCUUUUUUAUCAUUCUGGCUGGCUUUUUAAAAAAAAUUUGUGAGCUGUCCAAAUUUCAAUUUGUGCACUUUCAAAAUAAAUAUGCAAAUUUUAUAUCUAUAUUUAGUAAAAUUUACCUCCAUUGACUUUUUUAAAAUAAAUAUUUAGACAGAAGAUAAUUAAGAAUCAAUCUUAAAUUAAAUAUGAGCACAAUGCAUUACUUGAAAUAUGGUAACAUUUAUUUUGCUAAUGAACAACUGGAAAACAAUAAUCCCUUAGUGGUUCUUAGUGCACAUGAAAAAUAAUCUGAAGAAUAUGUUUUCUUUUAAUCUAUGGCACGUCAUGCAUGUUUCCAAUUUUAAAGUAGUAUUGAAGGUAAAAUAAAAUUUUAAAGGCAUCUCCUUAAAAGAGGGGUUAUUCAUCCCAGUAAUAAAAAAGAAAUAUAUCUGUGUUUUGUUUCUAUGCAAAGCUUUUGUCACUUUACUGCAUUAUUUUUUGUAUCCACCAUUUCUUAUAAAUUACCCUUCUUUUAUCCAACAUUUUUGGUACAAUAAUUAACAAGUCUUUUCCUAAAAAAACCCAGCAAAAUAUGGGGACCAUUAUCUACAUCUUUUUCCUACAAUUAUAAUUUCCAGAUUUAAUUAUUAUUAUUAUCAACAUGUUUCUUGAAUAAAUUUUUAUCGAUUUGAAUAACAUCUAUUUAAUAGAAAGAAGUUGUAAAUGAGAUUGCUGAAAAUAUCCGUAACACAAACCAAAAUAAAGAGCCCAGCUAUUAUAUUGGAGAAUAUGCUGUUUUUGAGUUGCUUGGAACUGGUGCUUUCGGAUCUGUGUACAAAGUUCGGAAGAAGACGGGAAGGCAAUCUUUUUUUGCUUUGAAAGAGGUAUUUAUGUGGAAAAGAAAAUAUGGAUAAAAAAUAUAAUUUAUGUCCAGUGCUUGAAAUCUAGGUCAUAGGAGAUAAUAUUUUUAGAAAUUGUACAUGAUGUAGUGUAAAUACAUUUUUUUUUGCUAUCAUCUAUUGGGAAAAAGAGAACUAAAAUUAAAUUCUUUGGGAAAAAUGUAUAUAAGAGUUAAUGUUUUGUUAAAAGAUUUAAAAAAAUGUUUAAUUGAUAUUUAUAGGUGAAUCUUCAAAACAUGGCUUUUGGUAAAAGUGCUAAUGAAAAAGCAAUGAGUGUAGGGGAAAUAACCAAUGAGUUGAAGAUUAUGAAAGAAGAGAUGAGACAUCCCAACGUAGUCCGCUACUACAAAACAUUUGAACUCAGUAGGUGUAAAAUUACCAUAAAAAUCAUUUGGUGUAUUUUUGUAUUGGAGUUAAUAUUGUAUACAGUUAAAUAUUUCAUUAGGCAGUGAAUAUUAAUUACAUUUUAUAAUUUGUUUCAUUUAUGUCUGUUUGUACAGAAGCAUGAACUUGCAAAAAAGCAGUUCUAAAAUAUUAUUGGAUUCAAAGUGUUGACUGCAGAUAUCUAAGUUAUUUCAAAAACCUAAUCUAAACUACAUCUUGUGUUUUGCAUUGGUGCAGUUAAUAGUUUUUCAAAUCAAAUAUUAUAAGGGCUCUGUUAAUUUUAUUUAAUUAGUUGCAAUCAUUCAAUUAUAAGAAUUGGAACUGCUAAUUGUUCAAAUUAAAAUUAGGCUAUAGGUUUGAUUUAAAGCUAUAGAGUUUGUCACUAAUUGGACAUAUUUACUCACCAAUACUUUUUAUAAAAUAUUUUUUUUCCUGCCAAAACUAGGCCAAUGAUAAUCACUCAGUUAAAAUAGAAAGUAGUUAACACCAAAGUAUUUUCCAGAUGACAAGCUGUACAUAGUAAUGGAAUUUAUAGAAGGAGCUCAUCUAGGGGAGCAUUUCAACUCUUUAAAAGAAAAGAAUGACAGGUUUCAAGAGGGCCGGAUAUGGAACAUCUUAUUACAAGUAGGUUUUAGAGAGGAUAUUAUGAGGUUGUGUUUAUAGAUUACUAUACAUCAUGUCUUUCAUCUUAUCUGGCUGUGUAGAAUUUUUUUCUACUUUUAGUAACCUAUAUUUUGCAUAAUAUUAAAAGACUUUUUUUUUUAACUUUAGUUUGUGCAAUUACUUUACUUAUAUGUCAUGUAUAUCUUAUAUCACUAAAUAUUUCAUGCUUCAUGACUUUAAGAUGACAUAUUAUACUUUAACCUUAUGUCACCAAAUAUUUCAUGAUUCAUUUUUGCACAGUGAAGAAAAUUUUCUGCUAUUUUUCAGUUAAUCCUUGCUCUACGAUACCUUCACAAGGAAAAGGGAAUUGUACAUAGGGAUCUUACACCAAGCAAUAUUAUGUUGGGGGAAAAUGACAAAGUCACUAUAAGUGAGUAUGGAAACAUAUAAUAUUAUAUGUCUAUAGUUUUAUUUGAAGUGAUACCCCUCUACCUUUGCUAAUCUUUUAGCCCAUAUCUCCCUUCGAGUAUAGGACGCUUUAUUUUAGAGUAACAAUAACUAAACCCUAUCCAGGAAAAAUGUGUUAAAUGUGAACAGUUUAAUUUUAUUGAAGGCGGUGGAAGAAGAUACUACUAUUAUUUUAUAAUUGCAGCUGAUUUUGGAUUGGCCAAACAGAAAAGAAGUGACUGCAGUAAAAUGACAUCUGUUGUGGGAACAAUUCUAUACUCAUGGUAAUUUGCUCCCGAUGUGGUAGAUUUUGUAUAUUAAAAUAUUCAUGAUUCAUAUUGAAUUUAUUAACUUGUUAAAAUAUCUUCUUCAUGGGCUACUAAUAUAAUAAUAACCUACAAAACUGUUUUAAGGUACACAUUUCAUGAUUUUAAUUCUUUUAGAAGCAGAAGAAAUAGAUUGAAAUAAAUUUAAUAUAAAUCAAGAUAAUGAUUAGGAUGAAAGUUAAAAAGAAAACAGUGAGUGAAAGUUCAAAAGGUUGAUAUAAAGAAAAGUUAUAAUUACUUUUAGUCACUGACAUUGUUAAUGUAGUACUGUCAAGUUUUAAAUUUUUCCUGUGUCAUCUGAUGUGUAGAGCAGACUUUAGUUCAGGGCUGGUCAGCCCAAAAGGCUUCACUGGCCACUCUUCUUCUUCUUCUUCUUCUAUAUCUUAAGGGCCCACGAUCAAUUUAUUUGCGGGCGGCAUGUCAAAUAAAAUAAAAUAAAAUAAAACAAAAAAAUUAUAUACUUUGUUAUUUAUUUAUUCUAAGUCACACAAUUCUCAAAAGAUAAAAUAAUUCCACACAUACCUCACAUAAACAAAUAGUAUAGAUUAAAGGAACAUAUAAUUCUGUUUUUAAAAUAUUAUAAUUAAUUAAUUUCAAAAGUGAAUUUUUUAAAAUACUUUUAAAAUAUAAAAUAAAUAAAUGUGUGAUACAUUUGGCAUCUGGUGGGCUGCAAAAUUUAUCUUUCCCUGUCGGAUGCAGCCUGUGAGUUGGCCAAGCCUGCUUUAGUUCUUACUCAUUUCCCUACUUUAUCCAUAACUCAAUACUUAUUUCUUACUUCAGCCCUGAAGUGGUUCAGAAUAUGGCUUAUGGAGAGAAGGCUGACAUAUGGGCACUUGGUUGUAUAUUAUAUCAGAUGUGUGUGCUGGAGCCUCCAUUCAACAGUACCAAUAUGCUGACCUUGGUCAAUAAGGUAAUGAAACUCAAACUCUGAGAAUUGCUCUUCUACUUUUCCCAAAUUUUGUGAAUUUAGUCAAAAUAAACAUCUUUUUUGUAGGUUAUAAGUCAUUAUUUUACAUGGUUUUAAUUUUAAUAAGAAUAUGAGGAGGAAAUGAUACUGAUAGUCAAGGGUAAUGAGAGAAGUUUAUUGAUAUAUAUUUUCCUAAUUUCAGAUUGUAGCAGCUGACUACAAGCCAAUACCGGAGAAAGAUUACUCACCUAGAUUAUUACAGACAGUCAAAUGGUAAGUAUUUUAUUUUUGUUAACAAUAUACUGUUUUAGUUUCAUCCCAGUCAACAUAAAAAUAUUUAUUUAGUUUUGAAUUUUAAUUAUUUUGGAUGAAAUGGGUAUUUAAAUUAUACAAUUUUUAAUUAAAUAUUCAGCUGCUUGUGUGUGAAUCCAGAUGAGAGACCUGAUAUUUUAGAACUGAGUGGCCAGCUGGCAAAUAUUUUACUGACACACAUGGAUAAUUUACGAAUCUCACAAACUGCACUUGAAAGAAAACUGGACAGAGAGAGGAAAAGAACUCAAAAGUGAGCAGUAACCCAUUUUUAAUAAGUGAUUUUAACCAAAUAUUUACUUAAAAAAUAUUCAUUACUUCUUUUCAUUUUGCACACAUUGAUUUUUCUUUACAAAAACUAUUUUUUUUAAAGUUCUUAAAAUUUAAAUUACAUUUAAAAUUGUUCCUCAUUUCCAAUUUUGUGCAGGCAUUACUUGGAAGCCAACAGAAAUAUGCAAAAUUACCACCGCCUGUUUUUAGCAUCUCAAGAAGGUUAUGACAAACUGGCAAAUCUUGCUGGGAGUGGAGGAGCUGAGGGCUUAAAGGUUUGAAGAAAUAUUAACAUUUAUUUAGUGUCAAGAAGGAAAUGUUAGGUGAAUACCAUAUGAAUUUUUAAAAUACUUAUCUUCAUUUUUUUGCAAAUACUUGAAAGGACCUCAGGGAGUCCAUAUAGAUGAUAUAACUAGCACAUAUAAAUAAUAUUGUUUCCCAAUUUAUUUAAUCAUAAUUGAAAGUCUGUUCAGUUAUUUCUGUAACCAGGAAUUAAUCUUGGUAACAUGUCUAGGGCAGGAAAUAGUACCUGGCUCAUUCAUUAUCUGAAAAGUUUAUAAAAAUGACCUGCGUCUUCUAUAUUUUCUAGGAACAAAUCGAUAGGAUUGAUCCAUUUACGGAUGUCAGCGAUGCUGGUAUGGGAUCUAGUGUGGCAGUCUCCAUCAGCUCCAUCCACUUUGGUGAUAUCUCUGGUACAAAUAUUUUAAUAAUAUCAAAGAAAGUUUAACAUUUUAUAGUUUUUCCGUAGGCCCAUUUCUUUUCUGAAAUGUAUCAGGUAAAUUAAUAAAGAUUUAUAACUUAUCAUUAUAUAAAAUCUUUUUUAAAAAAAGGCCAACUACUGUCAGUGCCAAUGUUAACAACAUAAUCAAAAAGGAAUAUAGCAUUUAUUUAAAGAAUACUUCCAGCCACUGAAUUUAUUGUUUAGAUUCACACAAAAGAAGUAGGACUUACGUUUUAUUACCCACUAAAACCUUCUCAAAGAUUCUCACAUUCUCACUUACAGGGUCACACCUGUUGGUCAAUAAGGCCACAAAAGCUAUAUAUUCAGAAACCACAUAGCAAUCAAUGAUGCCACACUUCUGUUGCUAUUUUUAGAUCCUACAUCGACCGAAGGUUAAAGUAUACGGUGGGCUUGAAACAUUAUUUGGCCAAAAUUGAUUUGAACAUAAGUGGUAAAUAGAUGUUCUGAGAAAUGAUUUCUCUGUGAAGAUAAUAGUUUUUAUAAUUUGAGAGAAAUCAGAUACUAAAUACGGUAAAACCAAUCACUUGGAAUUUUUGCUGUGGUGAUAUGUAUAUGGCAUCCUUCUGUCUUUGCGAUAUUGGCUUACACUUCGACGAGUGGCUCACUAGGCCAAUCCUGGAAUGACAAUAUCGACUGCAUUUCUUGCAGGAGAAUUUUGAUUCUUGGUAAGAUUUGGCCUUCUGUAUUGUUCUUUUUGUUUCAAGGGCUUUGUUUCGUGCAUCUUCUGACUUUUUGACUCCUUCAUACACUGCUGUUCGCCAGCUGGAGCGUUGUUAGGCAAUGAUCUCCCAUUUGUUGAUAUCAAUGUUGGCUUCCCUCAUGCUCCUUUUGCAAUUGUCCAUAAAUCUCAGGCGUGGCCGUCUAAUAAGUCUUGUCCCUUCUGCCAACUCUCCAUACAGCAGCAUCUUUGGGAUACAGCCUUCCUCCAUUCUCCUUACAUGGCCUAACCAGCGAAGAUGCCUCUUGCUAAGAGCAGAGAAUAUGCUAAACAUAUUAGCACGUUCAAAGACCUUUGUGUUAGGCACCCUGUCCUGCCAUUGAAUGCGUAAAAUGCAUCACAUACAUCUUUGAUGAAAGCUGUUGAUUUUCCGCACAUGACUGGUAUAUGUGGUCCACACUUCACUGCCAUCUAGGAGCGUACUAAGCACACAUGCCUGAUAGACACUUAGUUUUGUUUUAUCAGUUAGAUUGAGAUUAUUCCACACCUGCUUAUUCAGUUUAGCCAUAGUUGCUGCUGCUUUUGCGAUCUUAAUGUUCACCUCUUCAUCAACGGAGAGAGAACUAGAAAUAUUGGAUCCAAGUUAUGUGAAAUGCUCAAUAACCAACAAACAGAUUAUGGCCCUCAAUAGAUAUGAUUGGAUCGGACAGUGACUCUUGCAUCAUGACAUGUGUUUUAUGUAGACUAAUUGACAGUCCUAACUCUUUACAAGCGUGUGAUAGACGAUUAACUAGCCGCUGAAGACCUUCUUCUGUGUGAGAUGUUAAGGCGGCAUCGUCAGCGAACAGCAACUGUUGCACUGGAUCAUUGCAAUAUGUAUUGACAAUAUUUACAAUACAUAUCAUCAUGAUAUGUAUUGCAUGUUUAAAUCAUGCUAAAUAAAAAAAUAUAUGUUAAUCUCAAGUAAAAAUGUAUACCUCUAAUAUAUAACUAAAGAUAUUUUUGAAUGCUACUUAGAUGAAGACAGCUAUCCCAGCAGUGGAAGUGAGAGUAGAGAAAGUAGUGCCGGCAGCAUACGCUCUCAGAGACACUGUCCACCAUUAAAACUGGGCAGGCAGAGAUUACAUAGAGAUUUAAGACGACAGGAUUUAAAUAUUGCUGACCAAGGACCCCUUGAGCUAGAAAUACCUGGUGGAGGUAAGAAAAAUACAGCUAAAGACUAAAAUACCUGGGAACUUAAAAAAAUUACAGCUAAAAAUCAAGUUUUCCAUAUUUGGCUUUAUUGCAAAUUUCCUUAUUAUAAUUGGUAUUUAGAAAUGUAUUCAUAUUUUAUUUUGAAGCUAAAACAAGUCGUGACUCUGGGCUGAGUUCAGGAGAUCCGUCCCCAGUAGCAAGCCAAAGCUACUCUCUGCAAUGUGCUGAACAGUUGAAUGGUAAAAACAUUGUCAGAUCUUACAGCACCAAUGAAGUAACUUUAGCCAAUGCAGCCAAGAAACUUGAAAAGAGAUCAAGUAAGUUGGUUAGAUUGUUUAAGUUCUUUAUUUUUUAAUGAAAAUUUUGUGACCCCGUUUGAUAAGCAUAACCAGCUUAUCCUCUCAUUAUGAAUAAUUUUUAUUGGAUUACUCAAUUUUUCUGUUUUUUCAAUGGUUGAUGAUUUUUUAAAAAAAAAUCUAUUUCUCUUUCAUGAAUUUCUCAUUAGUUUUAAAGAAAAAAUACAAUUAUUAAAUUAAUAAGAAUUGAAAAUAAUGACAUUAAUGAAUUACUUUUCCAGGGAGUGCAGCGAUGCUGACCAUCUCCCCAAACAGAUUGAGGGAAAUCAAUGAUCCAGUGCAACAGUUGCUGCAUCAGAUACACAAGAUUAUAUACAUAACUCAGGUAACUAAUGUACAAGGUUUUAUACAUAACUCAGGUAACUAAAUGUACACGAUUAUAUACAUAACUCAGAUAAAUAAUACAAAAUUAUCAUCAUCUUUAAAUAUUGUCUUAAAAUUAUCAAAUAUAACCCAGAGAAUAGUUCAGUAAAGAAAUUUUUUGGUGAUACAUAUAGUUUUAAUUCAGAUCUUAAGUAACGUCUAAAACUAAUUUUUUUAAAUAAUAAAAUAAUCUUUAAAACCUUAAUGCUUAAAAAUCAGAAAUCUAGGCUGUGCUGUUUAUAGAUCUGACUGGGCUGUUUAGUCGAUGUCCUAAGAACAUAAAUGCACACAGAAAGACCAACUAGAGCAGAAGGAUUAACAAACAAAUUCUCUUUUCAGUUGCCUCCAACAUUAAGUCCUAACCCAACUCGCAGGAUAAUAGAACAGUAUAAGAGAGCCUUGUUUUCUUCCAACAGUAGCUCAAUGAACCUAAAAAAUGAAAUGAAGAAGGUAACAUCUUUUUUUACGUUGAUUAUUACAUCUGAUACCUGCUCACUGGUCAAAUUUAAUGUGUUUAAUUGCAAUUGUAUGGUGAUUGUCUACUUAUGAAGAAAAAACUUUUGAGACAGAGGUAAAAAAAAAAGUUGUAAAUUUCAGCUGAUUCAAGGCUCAAGGGACAUAAUUGAUCUUAACUUUGGCAAUCCUGAGUAUUUAAAGAGAAGCUCAGUCUCAGGGAGUGAGGUGGACUCACCUUUGGAUCCUGAUAAGCCAGGUAAGAAAACUUGACUACAAAUAAUGUCUUGAGUUUAUUUACUAUAACUAGAUUUUUUAUUCACAAAAAUUUAGGAACUAAAAACUGGUUUCACUAAGUUUGGUAACUCCUAACUACCACUCAUGGACCUUGUAAAAAUUAAAGUGAUGUAAAACAUUUUAUAGUAUAUUGCUCCCUCUGAUUAUGCAAUCCCUGUUUUUUUUUCCAUGUAGUAUAGCCCACAUCAUCAUUCGCCUCCACCUAGCAACGCUAACCUAACCCUAACACAAACUUAACCUAUUUAGUUCACAAUUAAUUUUGGAAACUCAUCUGGUAUUUCAAUGAUUCUUUUAUUCAAGUGACAUCAUUUUAUGACCCCGACUACAAAGAUGUGGGAAUAACAUAUGAAUAUAUGCAAACCAUUCUUGAAGCAGCACUUGAGGAGUCAGGCUAUUAUAAAGUUGGGGUUUUGCACAGACAAAGAGCUCCUUAAAAAUGAAAAGCCAUUGCAAUUUAACUGCCUG